AGGUUUAGCAUCCCAAUGAAGGCGCGUCCCAAUGAAGGCGUUACCCUUGUUCCCACCAUUCAAUGGUCGUCAUUUCGUGCGUGUGGACUUUUGGCAUGGCCCAAAACAUUGGCCUAUGGUCAUAUCCAUUCGCAGGCGUGGCCACAAAAAACCUGCAUUCUCUAGGGGUUGGAAACCCUCUGUCCGCGCAAAUCAGUUGGAGGUCGGUGAUGUAGUCAGAAUCUUCAGGGACGAAGAUGAAGCCGGAAUCUGGUAUCGGAUUGAGAUCGUGAGAAGCAGCAACCUACCCAGGCCAACUCCAGUCGCUGUGCCAACCGCCCACAACAGUAAUUUCAAUGUGGAGGUCGCUGCAAACAUCCCUGCCAUCAAACAAGAGACUCAACUGGCCCUUGGAAUUGGUCGGAAGCCUGAAGAGCUCAGUUUGAAGCCAUAUGACAAGAAUUUGGGGUUGACACUAAGCAAGGGACUGCAAGCGCCCAUGUUUCCCUUUCUAGCGGAAGUGGAACUCGAGAGCACUGGUGGCGUGCAGCAGCAAAUUGCCCAUGAAACCCACCACGAUCAUCCUAAAACAGCCAAUUUGAAACCAAUUCUUGAUCAAACCAGUGCAGAAGAAUUUCGUCUGAACUUAGACCUGACUCUGGCACCACCUGUGGUGGCCUGUGAAGGAAAUCAGGUGCCUACAAUGGGUUUGUUUGCAACUGAGUCAGAAGACUUCAAUCCAGGGAUUGUUUUGAAUUUAGAUCUCACUCUCGCACCACCCAAAAUAUAAAUUAGGUGCCUUUUCUUCUUUCCCCACUUCCAAACAUUUCCUAGAUUUUUUAAUAUUCCGCCUUUCUUCUUCUGAAUAUCCGCAAAAUGUACCGCUCAAUAAGGAAGUGGGUUUGUGUUUAUUAUUCUUGUUAUGGGACCAUGUAUAUUCCCUUUAUUUAUUUAUGUAUUUUUUUUAUGUUUGAUUGUGAUAAAGGGGCCAUUAGCAG
This is a messenger RNA of Rubroshorea leprosula, 977 nucleotides long. The record is from the annotation of a GenBank genome assembly. NCBI's taxonomy places the organism in Eukaryota, Viridiplantae, Streptophyta, Magnoliopsida, Malvales, Dipterocarpaceae.